This is a messenger RNA of Molossus molossus (Pallas's mastiff bat), 2117 nucleotides long. RefSeq names its product RAS like family 12 (gene RASL12). Bases 113 to 913 code for a protein of 266 amino acids. Gene Ontology annotation, molecular function: GTP binding; GTPase activity. The record is from RefSeq and is a predicted model, not a curated record. NCBI's taxonomy places the organism in Eukaryota, Metazoa, Chordata, Mammalia, Chiroptera, Molossidae. The transcript has 5 exons.
UGGGCGGCGAGUGCUGGGGGAGCUCGCGAGUCACCCCCGAGGGCCCUGACCGGCAAGCACGCUGCUUGGGGCCCUUCGGCCAAGGACCCGCGUCCCUCUCCCCAGCGUCGCCAUGUCCUCGGUGUUCGGGAAACCCCGCGCGGGCAGCGGGCCGCAGAGCGCGCCCCUCGAGGUCAACCUGGCCAUCCUGGGGCGCCGCGGAGCGGGCAAGUCCGCCCUGACCGUGAAGUUUCUAACCAGAAGGUUUAUCAGUGAAUAUGACCCCAACUUGGAGGACACCUACAGCUCUGAGGAGACUGUAGACCACCAGCCUGUGCACCUGAGAGUCAUGGACACUGCGGACCUGGACACCCCCAGGAACUGUGAGCGCUAUUUGAACUGGGCCCAUGCCUUCCUGGUGGUAUACAGCGUCGACAGCCGCCAGAGCUUCGAGGGCAGCAGCAGCUACCUGGAGCUGCUCGCUUUGCACGCCAAGGAGACACAGCGCAGCUACCCCACUCUCCUGCUGGGCAACAAGCUGGACAUGGCCCAGUACAGGCAGGUCACGAAGGCAGAGGGCGCAGCCUUGGCGGGCAGGUUCGGGUGCCUGUUUUUCGAGGUCUCUGCAUGCCUGGACUUUGAGCACGUGCAACACGUCUUCCAUGAGGCGGUGCGGGAGGCACGGCGGGAGCUGGAGAAGAACUCCCUGGCCCGGCCACUCUUCAUCUCCGAGGAGAGGGCCCUGCCCCACCAGGCCCCACUCACUGCUCGUCACGGGCUGGCCAGCUGCACGUUCAACACACUUUCCACCGUCAGCCUGAAAGAGAUGCCUGCCGUGGCCCAGGCCAAGUUGGUCACUGUGAAGUCAUCCCGGGCCCAGAGUAAGCGCAAGGCACCCACCCUGACCCUACUGAAGGGCUUCAAGAUCUUCUGAGGACCCCUGAGGAUCCUAGGCUCAGAGGCUGUGCAGGGCUGCAGGAUGGUGGCUGACUUCUGGCCACCGGCUUUCCCUCUGAUGGAACAAUAGCCUGCGCCCUCUGGUGGACAGCUGACCUCUGCUCCAGCGCCAAGCAGUGUCCCUGACACCCAGUUCAAUGUGUGAGCCAGAGGAACAGGCAAGAAUGCUGCUCCUAUUCCAUCCAGAGCCUUGGUUUCCAUGGUAACCAUUGCAUUCCCUGACAUUGAAGGAAAACAGCCACUGGGAUAACCCAGACACCUGGGAUCAGCCUUAAGCAGGAGGAAAUAGCAUCUAUUGUGAUAUUACCCCUCCCUGCUCCAGCUACAGCCAAGCCAGAUGUGGCCCCUAGUGGACAGCUCCAGGAGGCCUGGCCUAAGUGUUGGCCUGGGAACAUCCUGCAGGAAGGACAGCCCCAAGGUCCUCGAGCCACCUGGUGGACGGAAGGGCAGGAUGGGUGCAGGUUUUGGAGGGCCAGAGUCUGGCCCUCCCAUUGUCUUCUGAUCUCACAGAAGCCCCAGGCAGCAAACCCCCCAGUUUAUCCAAAUAAUAUCUAGUUUAAGCCUACAGGACAUCCUAUAAGAAGCAAAGUCGCAGGAGGGGCUAUUUCCAGUCUUGGAGGGAGGGGCUGUGGUUUCCAGUGUAGGGGGCCUCUAGAAUUGUUCAGCAGAAGGCAGGACCCCCUUAUUUUCCCACCUUAAAUUAAGGACUCCGUCCACAGUCAGGACCAGCCUCUUCAGUGUAACGGUCAAAGCUGCAGAACAAAGUCCUUCUCGCCAGUGACAGUGACUCAGGAUUCCAGGGAGCCCACAGCGGGCAGAUCAGACACCCAGGCACCAUUAGCCUGUCUUGGGUCCAUAGGUAGAAACAGUAUCCCAGUUUGAACCCUGGUUCAGCAGGACUCAGUAAUGGGUCUGAGUGUUUAAAGUCUUUGUACGAUAGAACCUAAAGCAUUUUGGUUCCUAAAGCAAAUUUUUGCAUAAAUUAUUUGGGGUUUCCCCCACAGCUUAUACGACAACACUGUGACUCAGACAUAGAUCAGGAUCCUCCCUCGGGAUCCCAUGGUUAGCAAGAGAAGGGUCUCAGAGGUAGGGCGUCCCCUAGGUUUCUAACUCUGUGUACCACGGGACCCCUGGCCCAGAGGAAGCCUUUCAUGGACCCUCAGCAGAUAAGCAGAUAGAGG